This is a messenger RNA of Phyllopteryx taeniolatus (common seadragon), 1452 nucleotides long. Its product is annotated as jupiter microtubule associated homolog 1-like. Lineage: Eukaryota; Metazoa; Chordata; Actinopteri; Syngnathiformes; Syngnathidae. The record is from RefSeq and is a predicted model, not a curated record. Gene Ontology annotation, cellular component: nucleus. Bases 472 to 1065 code for a protein of 197 amino acids. The transcript has 4 exons.
AUGUUACGUGUAUGUUAUCCUAUUAAAUCGCAAUAACAUACAAAUUACUAGGGCUGUGCACGAAUUAGUGGUGACUCGAAUUGAGAUUUGAGUGGUUGUGAAAAAGGCAAUUAUCAAAUCAGAAUUUUCCACACAUAACAUCACGUAGUUUUCUUGAAUAUUCUGUAUCAGGAAAAAUGUAUACGAUAAUGUCCAAGAUGGCGCAUACCCGUGCGGAUGCCUCGGUUACAUGCUUUCUAGUAUUGUCUACGUUUUUGUGUUUUUCGUUCGUCUUUGGAGACAUUACGCGACUCACUUACACAAGGGAAGACUCCGGUCUAUGGCGCGUGGAGGCGAAGACGGCGCCACAGAGGGAAGCGAGACGGCAUCGAAGUGAAGCUCCGCAAGAGAGGAUACAGAUUGGCGUUCCCGUCGAUCCACCUCGCGAAUCUACGCUCCCUACCCAACAAAAUGAACUAGCUUCAUCUUCUGAUGAAGACCAGUAAAGAAUUCGGACGUUCCGCUGCCCUGUGCUUUACGGAGACUUGGCUUUGUGAGGCUGUCCCCGAUGGCGCCGUUAUGCUUCCCAGCUUCCAUCUUCACCGGCCAGACCGCGUCAUGGAUUUAUUGGAGCACACAAAAGGCGGCGGGAUAUGCUUUUAUAUCAAUGAAAAAUGGUGUACGGACAUCUCGGACCUCAGCACACACUGCAGCCCGCAUUUCGAGUUGUUGUUUUUGAACUGGAAGCCAUUCUACUCGCCGCGUGCCAGUGAUGCCGCCGCAGGGACCCUGUGUGGGGAGCCCUCAGCCCCACUGAGACGGUGCCAGCAGCCCAUUCUAUUUCCCAAGAACCCUCAGCCGGAGCUGACCACCAUCCACAACUCUGGAGCCGCUUUGGUGUGGAACCAAAGACAAGAGGAGGAGAAUGGCCAAGAACAAGCAAACAAUGAGUGCCCCGACAACGGGGAGGCAGAUCAGGAGGAGCAGGAGGCGCCACAGCCCUCCGCCCCGUCGGGAAGUGCCAACUCUGGCGCGGGCAGCCGAAGAAACCCACCCGGUGGCAAGUCCAGCCUCAUCCUGGGUUGAGAGACCCUUCUCCUCUUCUUUUUCCUCUUCCAUUUGAACACAAUUUUUUUAUUUUUCAAAGAUAAAUCCCCCCUCCCCACAUCACUCUCUUCCUCUCCAUCACUUGGGUCCUCCGCACGGGCAUGUCCUCCUCCUCCUUUCUAAUGCCAACAUGUCCUUUUAAUCCUUUUUUUCUAUUAAAGAACUGUCAAUAAAAGCACUUUACGUAUCUCUGUGCCCUCCUUCCUGCCCGUUCAAGCCGCUUCUGUAGUCCUUCGCACCUGCCGGGGAAGGCAUGACAUUUAGCUCGUCUCCCCCCCCCGUUCGUCCGUGUUGUAAAUGCUAAAAACAAAACAAAACUGAAUUGUUGCGUGAAUUUCUAAAUACAAUAAAGACUGAUAUGAAUUU